CCGCGCGCCCGCACCAUGGCCGCGCGCAGCCGCGGCACAGAGCUUGUUUCAGAAAGUGGUGUUCUCUCUCCUGUAGACCUUAGCUGGAUCUCCAAAAUACAAGUGAAUCAGCCGGCAGUGCUGAGGCGGGCGGAACAAAUCCAGGCUCGCAGAACUGUGAAGAAGGAGUGGCAGGCUGCUUGGCUCCUCAAAGCGGUUACCUGUAUAGAUCUCACUACACUGUCCGGUGAUGAUACCUUUUCCAAUAUUCAAAGGCUCUGUUAUAAAGCCAAAUACCCAAUUCGGGAAGAUCUCUUAAAAGCCUUAAAUAUGUAUGAUGAAGGCAUCACUACGGCUGCUGUUUGUGUUUAUCCUGCCCGGGUUUGUGAUGCUGUGAAAGCCCUGAAGGCAGCUGGCUGUGACAUCCCGGUGGCAUCAGUGGCCACUGGCUUUCCGGCUGCACAGACUCAUUUAAAAACACGAUUAGAAGAGAUCCGAUUAGCUGUGGAAGACGGGGCUACGGAAAUUGACGUGGUCAUUAAUAGGAGCCUGGUGCUGACCGGCCAGUGGGAAGCCCUGUAUGAUGAGAUCCGUCAGUUUCGCCAGGCCUGUGGGGAGGCUCAUCUCAAAACCAUCUUAGCCACAGGAGAACUCGGAUCUCUCACUAAUGUUUAUAAAGCCAGUAUGAUAGCGAUGAUGGCAGGAUCAGAUUUUAUUAAGACCUCUACUGGAAAAGAAACAGUAAAUGCCACCUUCCCGGUAGCUAUAGUAAUGCUAAGGGCCAUUAGAGAUUUCUUCUGGAAAACGGGAAACAAGGUGGGCUUUAAACCUGCAGGAGGCAUCCGCACUGCCAAGGACUCCCUGGCGUGGCUGUCUCUUAUAAAGGAGGAGCUCGGGGAUGAGUGGUUGAAACCAGAACUCUUUCGAAUAGGGGCCAGCGCUCUGCUUUCAGACAUCGAACGGCAGAUUUACCAUCAUGUGACUGGAAGAUAUGCGGCUUAUCAUGAUCUUCCGAUGUCCUAAAUCAGCAACCAGCCUCAGAGAAGUUCUUUGCAACCAUGUUUUAAAAAAUUGUUUUGCAUAAUUGCUAGUCAUGCCACUAAAAAUUAGGAGAAUAGAUAACUGACUUUUUUCUCUUAAAAUUUCUACUGAAUUUAAACCUCAGAAUGAAAGAAAAAGCAAACUAAAGCAAACUAUGGCCCUCAUUUCUACACUAUUAAUUUUGCGAAGGUGUUCUCCUAAAAACUCUGGGUAAAAUAUUUGUGAUUAUUUAGAAACCAUCACAUUCUAAGGGGCAAAAAAUGAAACUACCCAGGAAAUGUGCCCAGCAAAUGAAGUUACAGCACCCCUGAGCCGUUGCUGCAAUGACCCCUGGAGCCACCAAGUCCACACUAACUUCCUGCCAUGAAAUUCCAUCCUUGAUUUUUACAGAGGAGGUGUUGCUUUUUACUAAUGGUUUUGCUCAUCAAAUUUCUGAUAUUGUUAUGUGAAACGAUAAAUGUCAUUCAGUGUUUUCAAUAAAAAACUUCUCCUGUAGUUGUUUAUUUUUUAAAAAAAAAAAACACUUUAAAUUAUGAUAGUGCAUAUUGAAAACUGAUCCAUUAAACUUAUAAAGAGGUUUUAUCAAUGA
Chinchilla lanigera (long-tailed chinchilla) is the source of this 1609-nucleotide messenger RNA. RefSeq names its product deoxyribose-phosphate aldolase (putative) (gene Dera). Bases 16 to 1002 code for a protein of 328 amino acids. The record is from RefSeq and is a predicted model, not a curated record. Gene Ontology annotation, cellular component: cytoplasm. Gene Ontology annotation, molecular function: deoxyribose-phosphate aldolase activity. NCBI's taxonomy places the organism in Eukaryota, Metazoa, Chordata, Mammalia, Rodentia, Chinchillidae. The transcript is spliced from 9 exons. Gene Ontology annotation, biological process: deoxyribonucleotide catabolic process; carbohydrate catabolic process.